AUGAGAUAUGGAGGAAGAAGAAGAAGAAGCUUUGGUCGAAGCAGGUAUGGUUCUCCACAAUACAGAGGACGUGGGUAUAAUAGAACGAAUAAUACGAAAGCGAACGGUGGCCCUCAAUCAGUUCAAGAUUCCUCACCUUAUAGAAGAACCGACUCUAGGCUCAGUGAUUUCAGUCCCAUUGUACAAGCACUCACAAGGCCUCAUAGAGAUGUGACCAUCCGUUUUUUCCCUCGCCCUGGCACUGGUUUUGGAAACAUGAUGCGAGCUUUUCGUUCACUCCUCAUUCUGUCCAUUUACGACAACUAUACAAUCUGUUUUGAUUAUGGCAACUAUUACCUGGUCAUGAACUCGUCUCUGGACAUUCUCCGUUGCAAGGUUUAUGAUUAUUCAAUCAUUUGGCGCGGAACGCGCGUCGAUGAAUGGGUGAAGGACCAGAACUGCAAUCUUCAUUUCGAUAGGAAUCGGGCGAUUUCUGGUUCCAACGAUAUGCUGAUGGAAAUGGUGAAGUGCCCCAAGAUUCGCGAUGCGUUAAUAGCAGAACACAUUCCGUGCAGGUUCGAUAAACACAGUUUGUCUCAGUACUUUGGGCGAUUUUUGUUCCAGCCCAAGCAGAGCAUCAUCGAUAUUGGCAACAAACUGCUCGAUAAAAUGACGGGAGUGCGCGUGGGACUGCAGUUGCGGUUUGGUGGGAAGAUCGCGGAAUUCCAGGAGGGCUUCAAGUUCAUAAAGGAAGAGAACAUAGGAAGGGUUGUGGACUUUAUCAACAAGAAACUGCAGUCGGUGAACAAUUACACAUUUUACUUGUCUUCGGACUCGAAGAAAGCUCCGAAACUGCUCGCACCGCUGAAUGCAAGUUUUGUGAUGGCGGACGCGUUUGAAAUUGGUCAUACGCGAGGGAAGAAUCUGAAAUUUAUGGAGAGAGCGAUCCUGGAUUUGUAUGUAUUAUCAAAAUGCGACAUCUUGUUUACAACGUGGUUCAGUACGUACGGUAAUUUUGCGAGGGAUUUGUCUGAUAGCAGAAGAAUUUAUAUGAUAAAGUAUUGCAUUGUUUGUUUGUUUGUUUGUUUGAAGCAUGUUCGGUGGCAAGUGAUUGGAAAGGAGAAACGGAGAAACAAAUGGAAACACAAUCAAGGAAUGAGGGGUCGAACCAUUAUUGAGGUGAUCAACUUCGCUGUAAUACAUUCAUUUUUGAUAAUGACUGAAUUCGUGCGUAAUAGGAGGACUGGUAAGGGUUUCGAACCUUAUAAUUUUUUUUACAUCCCUUUACAUUAUGGCUUCUGUGCUUCACCUUCGAUUUACUCCUUUGCUCCAGGUCGUGUAAACUUCAUUGGAGAGCACACUGAUUACUGUGAAGGCUUUGUGUGCCCCUUGGCCAUUCAUUUGGGAACGGCUAUCGUCGGAAAGAAGGCUCCUGGCAAUGUCUGCCGUGUCGUGUCCGCCAGCAAGGAUGGAAUCGAAGAAUUCAAGGGAGAUAGUUCUUUGGUGCGUGAUGAGAGUGGUAGCUGGAUUAACUAUGUUUCCGGUGUCGUUUAUGAAUUCAUCACUCGCUUCAAUAUCCAAGAGAUCGGCUUUGACAUGGCCAUCGUCUCCAACGUUCCUCUCGGAGGUGGUCUCAGCAGCUCUGCCUCCCUCGAGGUCGCUGUCUCCGUGUUCCUGGAGCAGCUUCUGAACCAGGCGAUCACCCCCGAAGAUCGCGCCCUUCUCUGCCAGGCGGCUGAGCACAACUUCGCUCACAUGCCCUGCGGCAUCAUGGACCAGUUCAUCUCCUCGUGCGGUGUGCGUGGCAAUCUGCUCCUCAUCGACUGCCGCGCGAACAAGGGCGAGCUGGUUCCCCUCAGCGACCCCUCCGUCUCCAUCGUGGUCUGCAACAGCAACAAAAAGCACCAGCUCUCUGGAAGCGAGUACCCCGACCGCGUGCGCCAGUGCAAGGAGGCGCUGGCCUUGCUGCAGAAGCACUUCCCCGAGGUGAAGGCGCUGCGCGACGCGACGGUGGAGCAGGUCGAGUCGAUCCGCGAGGAGAUGGACAACACGACCUAUCGCCGCGCGAUCCACGUGGUUUCGGAGUGCCAGCGCUGCCUGGACUGCAAGCAGGCGCUGGAGAAGCGCGACUACGACGCGGUGGGACGGCUGCUGCUGCAGAGCCACGCGUCGCUGCGCGAUAACUUCGAGGUGAGCACGCCGGAGCUGGAUCUGCUGGUGGAGAUCGCGAUGGGGCAGGACGGCGUGUUCGGAGCGCGCAUGACGGGCGGAGGCUUCGGCGGAUGCAUCGUGUGCUUCGUGGAGAGCGACAAGGCGGAGAAGGUGAUGAAGGCGCUGGAGAAGGAGUACAAGGAGCGGACGGGCAUUGAGUGCUCGGCGUUCGUGACGUCGCCGUCGCAGGGAGCGAGAGUGAUGACGGCGUAUGAGAAGGAGGAGGAGGAGAAUUGUGGAUGCGGAUGUGAGGGAGAGAAGGGAUGCUACAUGUGCCAGUGCUGCAAGAAGGCGAUGAAGUCGCCGUCGUUCUGGAUGGGAGCGUUGGCGGUGACCGGCGUGGUGGCUGCGGGAGCGAUCAUGCUGAUGAAGAGACGUGCGAAUUGGAAUGUUUGUUGGAACAAAGAGGAGAAGAAGAGGAAGAGGAGGAGGAGGAAGAGUUGGUAA
This is a messenger RNA of Blastocystis hominis, 2637 nucleotides long. RefSeq lists its product as hypothetical. NCBI's taxonomy places the organism in Eukaryota, Bigyra, Opalinata, Blastocystidae. Gene Ontology annotation, cellular component: cytosol. Gene Ontology annotation, molecular function: galactokinase activity; ATP binding. The transcript is spliced from 4 exons. Gene Ontology annotation, biological process: carbohydrate phosphorylation; galactose metabolic process. The record is from RefSeq and is a predicted model, not a curated record. Bases 1 to 2637 code for a protein of 878 amino acids.